Molecule: messenger RNA, 3488 nt
Organism: Harmonia axyridis
Lineage: Eukaryota; Metazoa; Arthropoda; Insecta; Coleoptera; Coccinellidae
Product: piwi-like protein Siwi
Exons: 10
Coding region: 302-3373 (1023 amino acids)
Biological process (GO): regulatory ncRNA-mediated gene silencing
Cellular component (GO): P granule
Molecular function (GO): protein binding; piRNA binding
Source: RefSeq, a predicted model, not a curated record
GUAAAAUCAGUUUUUCAUUAUAUUUUGGAAAAACUUUAUUAUCUCUAUUUUGCCGAGAUCCACAAUAAAGAAAAAGAUAAAUUGGUCUUAGCAUUUCAUUCAACCGAGUUGUUUCACGAUUCACGGACGUACCCGACUCAACGGGUUAGUUUUGGUGGGAAUUGCUUGUUAUGCUUGUUAGUAAAUUGGGGAACGCGUUCUGUGAACUAUCCGUUUUCAUUAUUGAGGCACAUUGUUUUUUAUCUUAUCUUAUGAUUUGAAUUACUCUUUUGUGAGGACAUUCAGGGGUUUAAUUUGAACAAUGGAGCCCAGAGGCCGAGGAAGAGCUCAACGAGGGGGACGAUCGCGGGGUUCUAAUGAACAAUCGCAGCAGUCCUCUGGUCGUCCAGGACAAGGGGGACAUAAUCGAGGUGGUGGCCAGUACAGAGGGGGCCAACAAGGUGAUGGCCAGUACAGGGGAGGCCAACAAGGUGGUCAGUACCGGGGUGGCCAACAAGGUGGUCAGUACCGGGGUGGCCAACAAGGAGAUGGCCAAUACAGGGGCGGCCAACAAGGAGAUGGUCAGCACAGGGGGGGCCAAAGGGGAGGCCAAGGCCAAUAUAGAGGUGGCCAACAGGGAGGUAGCCAAGGGCAACAAGGAGGUGGACAGAGUGCGUGGGGAAGGUCCCAACCACCACAACCUCAGUGGGGUCCACAACAAAGAUCUCAGGGACCACCACAACAGCAAUCGCAGUGGCCUCAGCCACAAUCUCAAACUCAAAGUGCUCCACAGCAAGCAACUUCUUCCUGGGGUAAUAAACCUGCGUUAAAGUGGGGAGAAGGUCAGCAGUCACAGCCUCAACCUCAAGCAGCACCUCAACAACCUCAAGCAGCAUCUCAACAACCUCCUGCGGAAGCAGGUCCAUCUGCGGAUUUCCCAAAGACUACUCUUGGCCGAGGGCAGGGAGAGGGAGAGGGCUCUUCGAAUCAAGCCACUAGCUCGGGGGCAACCGCUAGGGCUGGAGCUACUAGAGAAAGGGGUGGCGGAAAUGGCGCGGUCAGAGGCCGGAUCAACAGAGCCGAAAUUCUUGUUACAAAGCCUGAAGGCUUGACAAGCGAGGGAAAAAUGGGUCAUAGCGGUAGUCCCAUUACAUUGACAGCUAACUUUUUUGAACUGAUCGAACACGCUUCCUGGCAUUUGGUUCAGUAUGAAGUAAAAUAUGCACCAGAAAUUGACGACACAAGGUUGAAAAAAAAAUUGAUGUAUACUGCCAUUAAAGAAGAAGAUUUUGCUAAGGCUUAUAUUUUUGAUGGAUCUUCUCUAUUUACACCAUUCAGAAUACAUUCUGAUCCCCUUGAAAAGCAUGUGGCAGCGGAUGCUUUUGGAACUGUCAGGAUCACCAUCAAACAGACUGGCGUUUUGGCUUGGGGUGACUGGACCUACAUUCAAGUGUUCAAUAUCCUCAUAAGAAAAUGUCUCCAUCUAAUGAAUUUCGAACUCAUCCAGAGAAAUUAUUAUGACGCAAAUGCAGUUGAGGAUAUUCAAAAUCAUCCUAUCCGUGUCUGGCCAGGGUACUUCACCUCAAUCAGACAGUACGAACAGAAGAUCAUGAUGAACGUCGAUUUGUGCUUCAAAGUAAUGAGAAAGGAUAAUUGUUACGAUUUGCUCCUCACUUGUAUGGGCAGAAACAACCGACCCAACAUGGAAGAGUACAAGAAAAAAUUGACAGGAAGCAUUGUUCUCACCUAUUACAAUAACAAAACAUACAAGGUCGAUGACAUCGAUGAUAAGCAGAAUGCGUUGAGUACCUUCAAGAAAAAGGAUGGCAGCGAAAUUUCCUAUAAACAGUAUUACUAUGAGCGUUAUAAAAUCAAAAUCCAAGUAGACAACCAGCCACUUUUGGUUUCCAAAGCUCACGAGAGAGAAAGGAGAGCAGGUGGCCCCGAUGUCUAUCUCUUGGUCCCCGAAUUAUGUCAACUGACUGGCUUGACUGAUGAACAACGAGCAAACUUCCAUCUUAUGUCGGCCCUGGCUACGAAAACGAGAAUUCCACCUGGUCCCAGACAACAGAAAUUGAUCCAAUUUGCUAGGAGGUUAACAUCGAACCAAACGGCCAUGACUGAGAUUAAAAAGUGGGAUUUGAAACUUGCCAAUAACUUGGUCCAACUUAAAGGAAGAGUGUUGCCAAAUGAAAUGAUUCAAGUAAGUAAAGAAAUCAAGACACCUACCAGCCACAAAGCCGACUGGAUGAACAGUUGCAAGUCGGGAAUGUUGGAUUUGGCACAGUUCGAUCAGUUGAUAGUAUUACAUCCAAACAUAAAGGACACACAGAAUUUCAUCGGUGCCAUCACCAAAGCAGGCGGUGGAAUGGGCUGGAGAAUGCCACGUUUCACGUUGGAAAACAUAGGCAGAGCUAACGUGCCAGAUUAUUUGAAUGCCAUCGACAAUAUAAGAAUACAGAAAGGAGUCAUGACUCUAGUCAUAUGUAUUGUGCCCAACAGAAAUUCCGAGAGGUAUAAUGCUAUCAAAAAGAGGUGUAUCGUAGACAGGGGAAUUCCCAAUCAGGUUAUUUUGGAGAAGCAAUUCCGAGCAAAGGGUGUUAUGUCUAUUGCUAGCAAAAUAGCAAUACAGAUGAACUGCAAGCUUGGCGGAACACCAUGGAGUAUUGGUGUCCCAUUGCACGAUCUGAUGGUGGUCGGUUACGAUGUGUGCAGAGACACCCUCAGCAAACAGAAAUCUUUCGGCGGUAUGGUAGCUUCGAUGAACAAUAAUUGCAGUCGUUACUAUUCUGCAGUGUCCGAACAUUUAUAUUCGGAGGAGCUAUCUCAUAAUUUCGCCGCUUUCGUGUGCAACGCCUGUGAAAAAUAUAGGCAGACCAACGGUAGGCUUCCUACCAGAAUUCUAAUUUACCGUGACGGUGUCGGCGAUGGGCAGAUUCCUUACGUCUACGAAAGUGAAGUACAGAUCGUCAAGGACAAGUUGAGGGAAAAACAUUAUCCGGGGGUGAGGGAGCUAAAAAUGUGUUUCAUCAUUGUUACGAAGAGGAUAAACUCUAGGAUCUUCUAUGGAGAACAAAAUCCCCCACCUGGUACCGUUGUUGAUAAUACCAUAACGUUACCGCAGAGGUUUGACUUCUUCUUGGUCAGUCAGUGUGUUAAUCAAGGAACAGUGACCCCCACGAGUUUCAACAUCAUUGAUUUUACCGAUUUUGGCGUCGACCCCGACAAACUGCAAAUCAUGACUUACAAAAUGUGUCAUAUGUACUUCAACUGGAGUGGAACAGUUAGAGUUCCAGCACCAUGCCAAUACGCUCAUAAACUAGCGUUCCUUACUGCCCAAAGCUUGCACAGACCUGCACAUCCUAGCCUUAACACAUUACUCUACUUCUUAUAAAUAAGUUUUGUUUUCUUUUUUCAAUUUUUAUUUUUAUAUUAGAAUGUUUCCUUGGUUCAGCAGAAUGAAUGUUAAUUAUUUUUAAUAAAUUUUUACUCUUUGAAUGUUCAGUUUA